This is a messenger RNA of Eimeria necatrix, 1704 nucleotides long. RefSeq lists its product as hypothetical. The coding region runs from base 1 to 1704 and encodes 567 amino acids. Gene Ontology annotation, biological process: adhesion of symbiont to microvasculature. The record is from RefSeq and is a predicted model, not a curated record. The transcript is spliced from 6 exons. Lineage: Eukaryota; Apicomplexa; Conoidasida; Eucoccidiorida; Eimeriidae.
AUGGCAUUUACUCGCUCAGAAAAGUCAGGGGCCCGAAGUCGUGCUGGCGGUCUUUCAGAAAGGCUAGACAGUCUUAUAGCUGAGACAGCCACAUCAGGCCUUCCACAGAAACUAAAGGAAAAGCUUACUGCUGGAGAGAAGACGACUGUGAAGGAUUUUGAAGGAAUAAACUUUGCGCAUGUCGAGCAGCCAAAGCCAACCACAUGGCAAAAAUACCUCAAGUUGGAGCUCUUAGAUAGUAUGCAUGAGUGGCUUAGACAACCGGAAACUACAGAAAGGAUAAAAAAUGAGUGCAACGGCGGCAAGGGCUCUAACAUUGUGGCGCUUUUUAGGGAUUCCAUGGAUCUCUUAAAGAGCUCUGAAGCAGAGAAUCUUACACUAAUUGGGAAGGUUGUUAGCCCAAGAGAGACCUCCGUUGGAAAACCGUGGGGUUUCAAAAGCGUCUUGCAAAAGUUACUGAGGCUUCCUCCGUACAAAACGCAGCAUCACUCGUUCGUUGCAGUCGACGUUAAAAUCCCUGAGACCCUCGAGAUAGUGCGCGUCCUCGUCAAUGUUUACACGCAAAAUAAAGGAAACUUUGCAAACCAGGAGGUUUUUUUCAGAGCAGUGACGGACCUUUUUGAACACUACGAGCAGAAGAACAGAUUGUCAUCUGGAGGACCACUUGGGGUUCCCGAGAGCUUACUGGUCCCACCCCUACACCGCAACUACGCAGCAUUGCCAAAGGAAGAUCGACUCCAAGCACUUAAAGACAGUGCAAUGGCUAAUUUUUUUCGUCACAUUUGGACGCUCAUCUUUUCUGUCUCCGCGCACAACAUUUUGAAUGCCGGAAAUCUAGACAGUCUUGAGAAGACGUUCUCUGAUGAGGCGUGGCAAUUAUCAAUUAAUGAUCCCUUCCAGGCAAGUUCAUUUGGAAUGGUUAUGAUGGGGGGAGACAUGGGACUGAAGCUGUUCAAUGAGCUUCUUCCCACGGACCAAAAACGGAUGUUGAAGAAGGCAAAAUACGGGUCGCCAACAGUUUUUACAAGCCAGAUGCAAUUAACUGGCAGUUUGCUCUCCGCUAGCGGCCACUCCGGCUUGGGAAUGUUUCUCCAUGCCCAGUCAGUCUAUUUUGGUGUCAUGAUUAAGAAGUGGAUUCAAAAGCGCAAGGAAGAUCGGAUUCGUGAAAUCAUCUCUUGGUUAACUCUGGGCAUGUUUUUCGCUGCUUCAUUUGUUCAAGUGACGGACGGCGUCAUGGAAAUAACCAACACUGGAAAUGAAACGGGCCAAGCCAGCAUGACAGGAAGCUGUCCUCCAAUGGGUCUCUGUGUGGACAGCAGUGGCAAUACAUUCAUUGCCAACCCCACCGGCUCACCCGCACUUACAGCUCUUCAGGUAGUUAUGAAGACAGGGCUUAUGGCUAGCAUGGCUAUGAUUGCUGGCCCACUAGUUGCCGUGUACAACAUUGCGGUCUCCCACAUCCAGAUCCUCAGUCGCCUUGAAAUGGCUCUUGGAAAUACCUUCAGGCAGCUAGUUACACGACUUUCAAAGAGUAAAACAAUCAAAAAUAUUAAAAAAUUGUUUGCGAAAGAAGAGAAACUAGAAAAAGGAAAAAAAGCAGGUGCGGCCAAGGUGAGCAAGAGCCUCGGAGAUGAAGUUGAGCAGUCGAUUACUGCAUUCUUCCAGGAAAGCUUCCACGAGCGACAGGAACGGUGUCAGCGAUAA